Messenger RNA from Symbiodinium sp. CCMP2456, 849 nucleotides. NCBI's taxonomy places the organism in Eukaryota, Dinophyceae, Suessiales, Symbiodiniaceae. The record is from the annotation of a GenBank genome assembly.
AUGGCUGCCGGUCGUGUGCGGCGCCUGGCGGCGCAGCUUGAAGCGCGGCCAGUCGCAGGAGAGCUUGCGCCGCUCGCCGGCAAGGUCGCCAUCGUCACCGGCGCCUCCUCUGGCGUCGGCGCCGCGCUCUCGCGGCGCUUGGCUGAACGUGGCUGCAGUGUGGUCGUAAAUUUCUCCAAAAGUGCAGAUGACGCGGCAAAGGUUGCCGAGGGCUGUGCAGCCAGCGGUGCUCAGGUGCUCCUCUGCCAAGCGGACGUUGCCACUGAUGCCGGUUGUGAGAAGCUCGUCGCAGAAACAGUCAAGAGAUUUGGGCGAGUUGACUUUUUGGUGAACAAUGCCGGUACAACGAAGUUUGUUCACCAUGGCGACUUGGAAGGCCUAAACUCUGCUGAUUUCCGACGCAUCUACGACCUGAAUGCCAUCGGUGCCUUCAACAUGAUCCGAUUAUGUGCUCCACACAUGAGGAAGGCUGGAGGAGGUCGCGUCGUCAACGUCUCCUCAGUAGCCGGGGCUUACCACACUGUUGGCAGCUCUGUGGCCUAUCUGAUGUCAAAGGCUGCACUGAACGCUCUGACUGCGGUCAUGGCGAAGGUCCUCGGGCCGGAGAUCGUCGUGAACGCCGUUUGCCCGGGCUUCAUUGAAGGCCGAUGGCUUCGAGAAGGCAUGGGUCCUGAUCUCUACGACUACGUCAAAGACCGUCUGGAAACCAGCAUCCCCAUGAAGGCCGUGGCAACCCCGGACAAAGUAGCGGCGACAAUUCUCAUGCUUCUGGAGGCAAGCGAGACCCAAAUCACGGGACAGUGCAUCGUUUGUGAUGGCGGAAUGGGGCUCAUGAGGGGCCCCAGCUGA